Molecule: messenger RNA, 13917 nt
Organism: Chiloscyllium plagiosum (whitespotted bambooshark)
Lineage: Eukaryota; Metazoa; Chordata; Chondrichthyes; Orectolobiformes; Hemiscylliidae
Source: RefSeq, a predicted model, not a curated record
CAGUCCAGCCCUUAUUGGUGUUGUCAAGUCAUGAUGGCAGGGGAUAUUUUGGGAGAGGAGACAGCUGGACAAGCUCCUUCAAACAAUGAGUUGCAGGGCAGAGGAGGAGGAGGGAGUAAGAGAUUAGAGCACUGCUGAGGGGAACGGGGUGGGGAGGGCAGUUGGACACUGAAUUUAAAACAGUCUUGCUGCUGAAAGGGCUGUCCCUGAGGACUGUCCACUGUAACACUGAGAUUCAUGGAGACGAGAGCUUAAAAAAUAAGCUUCAAAGAGGAGUGUAGGAAUCUCAGAGGAAGAAACACUUGACGGCAAACUGUUUCCUGUCCCUGCCCAGAAUUUUCAGCUAACUGGUCGUUUUCCAUUCCACAUCAAGCCAUUUAAAGGGACAGGAAAGGGAGUCUGAGGAUUCUGUGGGUGUCAGUGGACUGAGUGAGAGAAGGUGCCUGGCCAUUCGAUCCCUGAGCAUUCUUCAAUGGAUGUCUUCGGUGGAGCUCCGAGAUUUUUAUCGUAUCCCAGGACGUUCACGGUGCCCAAUGGGGCAGACGCCGUUCUCAAGUGUCAAAUCGCUGGGGACCCUCGUCCAACUGUGAUCUGGGAGAGGGACAAGACUCAGAUCUCACCUCACGGUCGCUACCGGUUCCUGGAGGACGGCAAUGUCUACAACCUGGUGGUGUCGCGGGCGAGGGUGGAGGACAGUGGGCAGUACAUCUGCAAGGCCAAGAACAGCGUGGGGGAGACCUACGCGGCCGCCACCCUCAAGGUGGAGGAGUGCGACGGGGACCCGGAGAACCGGCCGGCCUUCGUGGUCAAGCCCACCUCGGCCAGGGUGGUCCGCGGCCACGACGUGGUCUUCACCGGGCGGCUGGCCGGCUCCCCGAUGCCGGCGGUGACCUGGGAGAAGGACGGCAAGAAGCUGACCGAGAUCUUCGAGAGCGGGCACUUCAGCGAAGGCUGCGACGGCGAAGGCUGGCACCACCUGAAGAUCUUCAGCGCCCGCAUGCCCGACGCGGGGGUCUACCUAUGCAAGGCGCGCAACCCUCUCGGCGAGGCCAUGUCGGCGGCCGUCCUCCUCGUGGAGCCAGGCGACGCCCCCCACGAGCCAGCCCCGCCCACAACCGCCAGCAACGGCCUUGGGGUCAGCGAGGGGUCGGGCGCCCAACGGAUCCGGCGCGAGGCGCGGCGCGGGAAAAGGCACCGCCUCCCUCACCGUGAGCCGCACUCAGCCUCCGGCGUCGCCCGCCAGAGCCACGCCACUGAAGACCCACCGAGGGCCUGCAAAGUCAAAGUCUUCUCCGUGACAGAGGGCAAGCACGCGAAGUUCCGGUGCUAUGUCACCGGGAAGCCCAAGCCCGAGAUUUUCUGGAGAAAGGACGGUCGGCUGGUCGCCCCUGGUAGGCGUCACCUCCUCUACGAGGACAGGGAGGGCUACUUCAUCCUCAAGGUGCUGUACUGCAAGCAGCAGGAUAAUGGCCUGUACGCUUGUGCUGCCUCCAAUGCAGCUGGUCAGACCCUCAGCUCAGUGCUGCUCAACGUCAAAGAACCUCGCAUCAAAUUUAAGAACCAGUUGCAGGAUGUCGAGGUGAAUGAGAGGGAGCAGGCGAUCUUGGAAUGUGAGGUCCCGGGAGACUCGAUACCAGCUGUCUGGUACCUUGAAGACCGCAAGUUACACUCUAGUGCCAAGUACAUUAUCGAGCAGCAAGGGGCAGUACAUCGCCUUACCAUUAAGGAUGUAACCAUGGAUGACGAUGGAGUUUACCUCUGUGAGAUGAAAGAUGGUGGCAGGAGCAUUGCUGAGGUGGCAGUAAAAGGUAAAAUCGUGAAGCGGUUACCACGGAAACUGGAUGUAGUGGAGGGAGAGAAUGCAGCCUUCUGUGUGGACCUGGAUGAGGAGAAUGUGGAGGUGUCCUGGUACAAGGAUGGAGAGCUGCUGACUGAAUCCCAUAAAACAAUCAUCAAGUCCUUUGGGAAAACCCACAUUCUGGUCUUUGUUAAUGUCACAGUGGAAGAUUCUGGUGUCAUCACCUUCGUUAUCAGUGACUCCAAAUCGUCAUCGCAGCUUCGUGUGAAACCCAGGAGACAUAUACCUCCCAGUGCCCCAGUGAAUGUACGGAUGAGUUGUGAGAAGCCCAAUGUAGCCUCCCUGCUGUGGGCAUCACCACCCGACUGCCAGCGGAAUGGGGUGACUGGUUACGUGAUUGAGAGGCAGGAGCUGGGCACUGAGGAGUGGGUGCGCUGCCUGACCACUGAGGGCAGCACAGUAGUGGAGAUCCUGGGAGAGAGCGUUUCCAAUGAGGCCCGCUACCGAUUCCGGGUCUGCUCCGUCAACAACUAUGGGAAGAGCGAGCAGGUGGAAUUCCCUGGAGUGGUGCACCUAGUCCCUUCGGCGAGGAUUCGGACUCACCUCAGUGACAUGACGUUGUAUCAGGACACUGAUGCGGAGUUCACCAUCGAGCUGUCCACCUCUGUCCUGGGAACAUGGCACAUGAAGGGGCAGCAGCUUCACAAUGAUGAAAGGUUCAAGAUCGACCAGUCGAGGACACGUCACAUGCUGCUGAUCAGAGGAGUCAAAGUGGAGGAAAAUGAGUCGGAGAUAACAUUUGUUGCUCAUGGAGUCCGAGACUCGGCCAUUCUAUUUGUCAAAGCUAUCCCGGUGAAGAUCACACUGGGUCCAGGGAUGGAGACCGUGCAGCAGAUCACAGCCUCCGAGUCAAUUAUCCUUUGUUGUGAGGUGUCAAGGCCCAAUACCAAAGUCCAGUGGUGUAAAGACGGAGAGAUCCUCACUCCAAGUGACCGUGUCUCUGUCCAUUCGUCAGGCCACGUUCGGAAGCUCAUCGUCCAAUCUGCCCGGCCAUCAGAUUCUGGACAGUAUGUCUGUGAUGCUACUGAGGAUUCCCUCAUGUUCACCGUUAAUGUUUUGGCAUCUCCAGUGAGGAUAGUGAAUACAACCGAUGAUACAAAGAUGGAGUAUCUCACUUCGGAGUGCAUUGUGUUGACCUGUGAGCUCUCCCGCUCCAAUGCUGAAGUGAAAUGGUAUAGAAAUGGACUGGAAAUCGAAGGAAGUGGAAAGGUUAAGAUGGAGUCACAUGGAGUCCACAGGAGUCUAAUUAUUGAGAAGGCUGGAACAGAAGAUUCUGGAGAAUAUGUCUGUGAUGCAGGGGACGAUUCCAUCUUUUAUGACAUCACCGUGAGAGAGCCUCCAGUGAGAAUUGUCAACAGUUCCUCUUCGCUGUUGAGUGUACUGACUGGGGGUGAAAUUGUCCUCUCGUGUGAGGUCUCACAGCCCAAGGCAGAAGUGAGAUGGUACAAGGAUGGAGUGGAGGUGGAGCAGAGUGAGAGAUCCAUGAUGGAGGUGGACAGAGGGUACAGGAAGUUGACCAUUUGCCCAGCUGCUCUGGGGGACCAAGGAACGUAUGUGUGCAAAGCAGUUGACAUCUCAGCGAAGUUUGAAGUGACUGUGUCUGAUCCUCCAGUGAGAAUUGUCGACAGCACCUCUCCGGCAUUGAAUGUACUGACCGGGAGUGAGCUUGUUCUUUUGUGCAAGGUCUCGCAGCCUGAGGCAGAGGUGAGAUGGUACAAGGAUGGAGUGGAGGUGGAGCACAGUGAGAGGGCCAUAAUGGAGGUGGACGGAAGAUGUAGGAGGCUGACAAUCCACCCUGCUACUAUGGGGGACCAAGGAACAUAUUUAUGCGACGCAGUUGAUGUCUCAGCCAAGUUUGAAGUGACUGUGUCUGAACCUCCGGUGAGAAUCAUCACCAGUUCCUCUCCAGUAUUGAGCGUACUGACCGGGAGUAAAAUUUUCCUCUCGUGUGAGCUCUCUCAGCCCCAAGGAGAGGUGAGAUGGCACAAGGAUGGGGUGGAAGUGGAGCAAAGUGAGAGAUCCACAAUGGAGGUGAAUGGAACGUGCAGGAGGCUGACCAUCUGCCCAGCGGUGAUGGACGACCAAGGAAUAUAUAUGUGCGAUGCAGUUGAUGACUUGGCCAAGUUUGAAGUGACUGUGUCCGAACCUCCGGUAAGAAUCAUCAACAGUUCGUCUCCAGUGUUGAGUGUACUGACUGGGGCUGAGGUUGUCCUGACGUGUGAGCUCUCUCGGCCCAAGGCCGAGGUGAGUUGGUACAAGGAUGGGGUUGAAGUGAAGCAGAACGAGAACUGCAGGAUGGAGGUGGAUGGAAGACGCAGGAGACUGACCAUCCGCCAGGUUACAGUGGGGGACGGAGGAAUAUAUCUGUGUGAUGCAAUCAAUGACGCGGCCAAGUUUGAAGUGACUGUGUCCGUGCCUCCGGUAAGAAUCAUUAACAGUUCAUCUCCGGUAUUGAGUGUACUGACCGGGGCUGAGGUUGUCCUGUCAUGUGAGCUCUCUCGGCCCAAGGCUGAGGUGAGAUGGUACAAGGAUGGGAUUGAGCUGAAGCGGAACAAGAACUGCAGGAUGGAGGUGGAUGGAAUUCGCAGGAGACUGACCAUCCGCCAGGUUACAGUGGGGGACGGAGGGUUAUAUCUGUGUGAUGCAGUCGACGACUCGGCCAAGUUUGAAGUGACUGUGUCCGAGUCUCCGGUAAGAAUCAUAAACAGCUCCUCUCCAGUAUUGAAUGUGCUGACUGGGAAUGAGGUUGUCCUGUCAUGUGAGCUGUCACGGCCCACGGUCGAAGUGAGAUGGUACAAGGAUGGGGUGGAGGUGGAGCGGAAUGAGAAAUGCACAAUGGAGGUGGACGGAAGACGCAGGAGGCUCACCAUCCAGCAGGUUACAGUGGGGGACCGAGGAACUUACGUGUGUGAUGCAGUCGACGACUCAGCAAAGUUUGAAGUGGCCGUGUCCGAGCCUCCGGUAAGAAUCGUCAACAGUUCAUCUCCGGUGUUGAGUGUACUGACCGGGGCUGAGGUUGUCCUGUCGUGUGAGCUCUCUCGGCCCAAGGCCAAGGUGAAAUGGUACAAGGAUGGGGUUGAAGUGAAGCGGAACGAGAACUGCAGGAUGGAGGUGGAUGGAAGAUGCAGGAGACUGAUCAUUCGCCAGGUUACAGAGGAGGAUGGAGGGAUAUAUCUGUGUGAUGCUAUCGACGACUCGGCCAAGUUUGAAGUGACUGUGACUGAGCCUCCGGUCAGAAUCGUAAACAGUUCCUCCCCGGUAUUGAAUGUACUGACUGGGGAUGAGGUUGCUCUGUCAUGUGACCUGUCACGACCCAAGGUCGAAGUGAGAUGGUUCAAGGAUGGGGUGGAGGUGGAGCAGAAUGAGAAGUGCACAAUGGAGGUGGAUGGAAGACAUAGGAGGCUGGCCAUCCGGCAGGUUACAGUGGGGGACCGAGGAACUUACCUGUGUGACGCAGUCGACGAUUCAGUCAAGUUUGAAAUGGCCGUGUCUGACCCUCCAGUAAGGAUCGUGAACAGUUCCUCUCCGGUAUUGAGUGUACUGACUGGGAGUCAGGUUGUUCUGUCAUGUGAGCUCUCUCAGCACAAUGCCGAGGUGAGAUGGUUCAAGGAUGGGGUGAAGGUGGAGAGGAACGAGAAGUGCACAAUGGAAAUGGAUGGAAAAUGCAGAAGGCUGACUAUCCGCCAGGUUACAUUGGGGGACCGAGGAACGUAUCUGUGUGACGCAGUUGAGGACUCAGCCAAGUUUGAAGUGACUGUGUCUGAGCCUCCGAUAAGAAUCAUCAACAGUUCCUCUCCAGUAUUAAAUGUACUGACUGGGGAUGAAGUUAUCCUGUCAUGUGAGCUAUCACGGCCCAAAGUCGAAGUGAGAUGGUUCAAGGACGGGGUGGAGGUGGAGCGAAACGAGAAGUGCACAAUGGAAAUGGAUGGAAGACGCAGAAGGCUGACCAUCCACCAGGUUACAAUGGGAGACCGAGGGACGUACCUGUGUGACGCAGUCGACGACUUGGCCAAGUUUGACGUGAAUGUGUCCGAGCCUCCAGUAAGAAUCGUCAACAGUUCGUCUCCGGUGUUGAUUGUACUGACCGGGGCUGAGGUUGUCCUGUCAUGUGAGCUCACUCAACCCAAGGCUGAGGUGAGAUGGUACAAGGACGCGGUUGAGGUGAAGCGGACUGAGAACUGCACGUUGGAGGUGGACGGAAGACGCAGGAGACUGACCAUCCACCAGGUUACAGUUGGGGACGGAGGGACAUACAUGUGUGAUGCAGUUGACGACUCAGCCAAGUUUGAAGUGACCGUGUCUGAGCCUCCAGUAAGAAUCGUCAACAGUUCGUCUGCGGUGUUGAGUGUACUGACUGGGGCUGAGGUUGUCCUGUCGUGUGAGCUCUCUCAACCCAAGGCCGAGGUGAGAUGGUACAAAGAUGGGGUUGAGGUGAAGUGGAAUGAGAACUGCACGAUGGAGGUGGAUGGAAGAUGCAGGAGACUGACCAUUCGCCAGGUUACAGUGGGGGACGGAGGAAUAUAUCUAUGUGAUGCAGUUGACGACUCGGCCAAGUUUGAAGUGAAUGUGUCCGAGCCUCCAAUAAGAAUCGUCAACAGUUCCUCUCCGAUAUUGAAUGUACUGACUGGGGACGAGGUUGUCCUGUCAUGUGAGCUGUCAUGGCCGAAGGCAAAAGUGAGAUGGUUCCAUGACGGGGUGGAGGUGGUGCAGAACGAGAAGUGUACAAUAGAAAUGGAUGGAAGAUGCAGAAGGUUGACCAUCCACCGGGUUACACUGGGAGACCGAGGGACGUACUUGUGUGACGCAGUUGACGACUUGGCCAAGUUUGAAUUGAGUGUUUCUGAGCCUCCGGUAAGAAUCGUCAACAGUUCCCCUCCAAUGUUGAGUGUACUGACUGGGGGCAAGGUUGUCCUUUCGUGUGAACUCUCAAGGCCCAAGGCAGAGGUGAGAUGGUACAAGGAUGGGGUUGAGGUGGAGCAGAGUGAGAGGUCCACAAUGGAGGUGGAUGGAGGACACAGGAGACUGACCAUCCACCCAGUUACAAUGGGCGAUCGAGGGACAUACCUGUGUGAUGCAGUUGAUGACUUGGCCAAGUUUGAAGUGACUGUGUCUGAACUGCCGCUUAAGAUAAUCAGACGGAGUAAGGGUCCGGCAGAGCACAAGUAUCUGAUCUCUGAGGACUUUACACUUCAGUGCGAGCUGUCUCGGUCGGAUGGUGUUGCCAAAUGGUACAAGGACGGGGAGAAGGUGGUGGAAAACAAGAGGAUCUCCAUCAGGAAGGAGGGAAUGUUCCAGUUGCUACGGGUUCUGGAUGCUGAUACAACAGACACUGGAGAAUACCUCUGUGAUGUCCAGAGUGACAGCAUUGUAUUCAGAGUUUGUGUGGAAGAGCCACCGAUUAAGAUAAUCAGACAGACAGAGGGUCCAACAGAGCACAAGUACCUGACCUCCGAGGUCAUUACACUCCAGUGUGAGCUGUCUCAGCUGGAUGGUGUUGCCAAAUGGUACAAGGAUGGGGAGAAGAUGGUGGAAAAUGAGAGGAUCUUCAUUGGGAAUGAGGGAGCAUUCCGAUCACUGCGGGUACUAGAUGCUCGGACGACAGACUCGGGAGAGUACCUCUGUGAUGUCCAGAGUGACAGCGUUGUAUUCGGAGUAUGUGUGCAAGAGCCACCGGUUAAGAUAAUCAGACAAACUGAGGGUCCAGCAGAGCACAAGUACCUGACUUCAGAGAACAUUAUGCUCCAGUGUGAACUGUCACGGCUGGAUGGUGUUGCCAAAUGGUACAAGGACGGGGAAAAAGUGGUGGAAAAUGAGAGGAUCUCCAUUGGGAGGGAAGGAACGUUCCGAUCACUGAGGGUACUGGAUGCUCAGACAACAGACUCUGGAGAAUACCUCUGUGAUGUCCAGAGUGACCGCAUUGUAUUCAGAGUGCAUGUGGAAGAGCCACUGGUUAAGAUAAUCAGACAGUUUGCAUGUCCGGCAAAGCAGAAGUACCUGACCUCUGAGGACUUUGUGCUCCAAUGUGAGCUAUCUCGGCCGGAUGUUGUUGCCAAAUGGUACAAGAAUGGGGAGAAAGUGGUAGAAAAUGAGAGGAUCUCUCUCAGAAUGGAAGGAACGUUUCGGUCGCUGCAAGUUCUGGAAGCUCAAGUGACAGACUCAGGAGAGUACCUCUGUGAUGUCCAGAGUGAUAGCAUUGUAUUCAGAGUGCACGUGGAAGAGCCACCAGUUAAGAUAAUCAGACAGACCAAGGAUCCAGCAGAGUAUAAGUACCUGACCUCCGAGGAUAUUACCCUCCAGUGUGAACUGUCUUGGCCAGAUGGUAUUGCCAAAUGGUACAAAGACAGGGUGAACGUGGUGGAAAAUGAGAGGAUCACCAUGGGAAGGGAAGGAACGUUCCGGUCUCUGCAGAUAUUGGACGCUCGGACAACAGAUUCUGGAGAGUACCUCUGUGAUGUACAGAGCGAUAACAUUGUAUUCAGAGUGCGUGUGGAAGAUCCUCCUGUAAUGAUUGUUGGAAGCUCCCAUAUCUCGGAAGAUCGCAGUUUCAUUGAGUCUGAGACCAUUGCUAUUACAUGUAAACUAUGCCAUCCAGAUGUGCAGGUUCGCUGGUCCAAGGAUGGGAUUGAGCUGCGGCCCAGUGACAAAAUCAGGAUAGAGUCACGGGGUCUGAUAAGGGAGCUGAUGAUCUUCGACUCUGAACCAUCCGAUUCUGGACAAUAUGUCUGUGAUGCUGACUCAGACAAACUGACUUUUAAAGUGACUGUCACAGAGGCCCCAGUGUUGUUUACAAACAAGGAGAAACAUCCGGAAGAAGUUUACGCCAAUGAGAAUGGACAGGCUGUGCUCGCAGCCAUUGUCUCCAAGGAGCCAGCCAGUGUCACCUGGUAUCGCCACAAGGAGCAGGUGACCAAGGGGGAAAAGUACGAGAUGAAGAAUGAGUCGCGCGUGCACAGUCUGAUCAUCAAGAAUGUCCUGAAGAAUGAUUCUGGGUUCUACAUCUGCCGCUCCACAGAUGAUGAGAUGAUCUUCAAUGUGAACAUGACUGAGCUGCCACUCAUAUUUGUGCUGAAGCUGGAGGACGUGUGCGUUCAGAGAGACGGCUCCAUCACCCUAUGGUGUGAACUCAACAAGGUGAAAGGUGACGUCAUGUGGCUGAAGGAUGGGAAGGAGGUCCGUCCCAGUCGCAAGCAUGUCAUCCGAGCUGAGGGGCGACUGCGAUCCUUGACCCUGUGCAAAGCAACACUUGACGACGAGGGUGAAUACUCGUGCGAGUCUAAGGAUGACAGGACAGUGGGAAGAGUGUCCGUGAGAGUUCCCCGGGUCGUGGAGUUCAUCUCCGAUCUCCGCAGUAUCACCGUGCUGGAGGGAGAUGACGCUAAGUUCAAGUGCAUGGUGUCCCCGGAGGAUGUGAGGCUGUCCUGGCACGUGCAUGGCCGUGAAGUCCCACCAGGCAGCACGAAAUAUGUGACCUCGCGGAAUGGUCUGUGUCACAUGCUGCUGAUACAGGACUGCCAGCUUACAGAUAUUGGCCAAGUGAUAGCAGAGGCUGAGGGAAUUGUCUCCACUGCCAACCUUCAGGUGCAAGAGACCCAGGUUGUGUUCACCAGGAAGCUGGUGAGCGUGGUAACAGAAGAGCGGCAAGAUGCUACUUUUGAAGUAGAGGUAAGCAAUGAGUCAGCCGAGGUCCAGUGGAUGAAGCAGGGAGUGGUUAUCCAGUCCAGUCCAAAGUUCAUUCUGCAGCAAGACGGCAGGACCAGGCGGCUAAUCAUAUGUGACACUGUGUUCUCUGACCGAGGGAAUUACCGCUGUGAGACCCUGCAUGACAGAACACAGGCCAAACUCAUCAUUGAACCUCGAAGGAUAUCAGUGAGGAAGCCUCUGGAGGACAUGGAGAUCUUUGAGAAGGAAGCAGUCACCUUCCAGGUGGAAUUAUCCCACGUGGACGUUGAUGGCAUGUGGAUCAAGGAUGGAAUACGAGUGAAGCCCAACAACAACCGGCGGAUCAGCUGCACAGGAAAAGUCCAUAGCCUCACACUGUCCGCACUGACACUCGAGGACUCAGGCACUGUCACAUUUCAGGCCGACAAUGUCCGCAGCACCUCACGGAUAACAGUCAGAGAACCCCCAGUCACAUUCCUGAAGGAGCUAAAAGAUCUGCGGGUUCCAGAAUCUACUGCCAUCACCUUGGAGUGUGAGCUGUCCCGGCCCAAUGUAGAGGUCAUCUGGUAUAAGGACGACUUGGAAAUGAAACCCAAUAAAAACGUCCGGAUUUACUCAAUGGGGAGGAAGCGGAUUGCUCAGUUGGGGAAGUGUGGAGUUCAAGAUUCUGGAACUUAUUCCUGUGACGCGGGUGAAUGCAAAACCUCGGGCAAGCUGGAGGUGUUUGAACAGGAAAUUCAGAUUGUGAAGGAGCUAGAGGAUCAGGAAGUUCGAGAGAACAACAAUGCAGUCUUCGUCUGUGAAGUGUCCCAUGCAGAAGUGAAGAGUGAAUGGUUACAGAAUGGAAAUAGAAUCAAAUCAAACAGCAAUGUCAAAAUUAGACAGGAGGGGACCAAACAUUUCAUGCUGAUCUACAAGGUGAGGGCAGAGGAUGCUGGAGAAAUUCGAUUUAGAGCCAAGAAUGCCGAGUCUGUCGCUCGUCUAGAUGUCAAUGGUAUUUUGGUUGCUUCUUUCCAGUUCACCUUUCCAUUUGCACUCAAGGAAUUGCCAGUCAAGAUUGUUAAACCUCUGCGGGAUAAGACUGCACUGGAGAAACACAAGGUCAUCUUGGAGUGUAAAGUUUCCAAGCCACAUGCCCAUGUAUGUUGGUACCGGGGGGGAGAAGAACUGUAUGCCAGCAGCAAGUACGAGAUCUGCAGCGAGGACUGCUACCGGCAGCUGGUUAUCCAUGAUGUCAGCUUCGAGGAUGAAGCCACCUACACCUGUGACGCCUUUGAUGACUGCUCAUCUGCCAAGGUACUUGUGGAAGAGCAAGCCAUUCUGAUAAUGAAGGAUCUUGUGGACAUGGAGGUGACAGCUCCUAAUGCAAUCCAGUUGGAAUGCGAGGUGUCAGUGCCUAUGAUCAGAGCCCCUCAGUGGAGCCUGAAUGGACAGCUCCUUCAGAAUGGGGAUGGGGUCCGCAUUGAAAACAGAGGGACUAUCCAGCGGCUGAUCCUCAGCAACACCUCCCCUGACAUGAGCGGAGUGGUGAAGUUCACUGCAGGGAAGGCACGUUGCAGUGCUAAGCUAACUGUCAAAGGUGAAUAGAAGCACUGGGUUGGAACAGAUUCACUCCCCACCUGGGAAUUGAACACACAAACACACACACACACAUGCUCCAGGAAAACAUUGUCCCUGGACCAUAAUGCCAGUCAUGUUUUACUGCCUGCUUUAAGGGACUGCUCAAUUCACCUUCACUCUUUGCUUGAAAAGAGGCAACAUCGCAUGGAGAUCUCCUCAAGUCUCCCCCUCCACUCACUGACUCAGGAUAAACCGAGCUGAUGCAUUGAGGAUAGUGUCAACUUCCCUGGAUUGUCCUGGAAUCUUCAGGAAUGAAUCUCGCAGAUGUAGCUGCUCACCAAACCUAGAAGUAACAACAUAGUGGCACUGUUUCAAAAACACACCGAGUACUAUUUAAUUUUCAUGAAACUCUUGAGUUAUAAAAAUGUCAGAGAUUUGGGCAAAAGGCCCAAUCGAUUAAGUUGAAAAUCAAGUUAGCUGAUUUAUCUGGGUUGUUGCUGCUUGGGGCUCCAGGGGGUCACAGUUGGCCCCAGGUUUUCCUGGGUUGAGAGGGGGAAUACAAACCUUUCCUUGUCAGAAUGUCCUUGGAGAGAGAGAGAGAGAAUGUAAUGUCCACAGUUUGCUUCAAGCAUUCUAUGACCAGCACAGUAAGGAUGAGGAUGCAUAUACCCCGCCCACCCACCAAAAAUAACAUUGUUGGAAUUAAAUUUGUCGUUUUCCUUUGACCUUUGUUACAGUGAUCCUUAGGGGAUGUCAAUUUGAAUUUUAAUUUCACCACCAUCUUAUUUUUAAAAUAGCAGACACAUCCAAGGUCCCAGCACAGAAUCACUAUCCAGCCAGAAGCUUGACUGUGAUGCACCUUAAGUUCAAAUUGUAUUGUGAUACACACACACACACACACAGCUUAGUCCAUUUGGGCAGCCAAUUACAUCCAGAGCAAGCCAGUAUCUUCUGACGUUUAUUGUGUUACCUACUGACCCCUGUCAUUGCCAACUACUGCGAAUGCUCAGCAUUCAAGAUCCUGGAUCCUGAUCCAAGUUAGCUUACCUACUCUGCCAUAUACAUACGCUUGGAUCUCCACUGACCAAAUUUCCUUUUAUCCGUUCUGUGUGGGCUCCAAAGGUAUUGCCCCCACCUAUACCUAAUCAUCCUCCAUAGCCAUGACAAAGUCACCCAGUCAUCACUAGUCUCUAAACCUGUCUCAGUGCACCGACCAAAAACCCUCAUCCAUGCUUUUGUUUUCUUCAGCCUUCAUAUUUCCAAUGCAUAUACACCGACUCUUCCAUUUUCUGCAAUCUCUAGAUUAACUGACGUUCUGCUGCCUGUGACCUAAUUUGCCCCAAGUCGUGUUCAUCUGACAUCAAAUUUUGGAAAUAUUCAUUUGGUACUCCCCAGAUUGAAGCUGCUAGAAUUUGAGAUCUUCAAGGUGGCGUUUCCUAUUGAAUUUAAUGUUUUCCCUGACACUGGACUCAGUAUUGUCAUCAUUAGUACUACUUCCUGACCUUUCUCUCCACCUCAUCUUACCUUCACAUCAUACCAGAGUUUGUGCCUUCAGCCUUAGUUCCUUUACCUCUUUCAAGACUAACCCCAACUUUAAAACCCAGAUCAGUGACUAAACUUACGGUUGCUCUUUCCUAAUUUUUCGUUCGUCUCUGUCCCCAUUUGUAUGAACCGCUUUGAUCUCCAAGCAUGCCAUUUGCCUUGUAUAUUAAUAAAGGAAUAUCAGUGUGGAAUCUUCACACACACCACCACUAUUAUACCCAAGCAAAAAUCUUAGUGAUGCACUUGUUAGCAGACAUUAUGAAUUGAUUGUGUUUAUUGUGGUUGUUGUCCAGGGAUCUUCACAGUGCUUGAUUCCAGUCAGCAAUACAAUUGGUUUGUGAUGCUGUUACCUCCUUAUAAAAAAAUGUUGCACCAGAUGGCCAUUUUUGCGCAUCUUUUAUUUCUGCCUGCAAACAUGCAGUGUGGUAAUUAUGAGCAUUGUUCUUUCACAUGCUGAGAAACAUAACAAAUAAGGGUAGGACAUUGGGCCCAUUGAUCCUGCUGUUCCAUUGUGUGGUCACGGUUGAUCUUGAAUUUUAACUGCAACUUCUCGCCCACUGCCCUUAGCCCACAAUUCCGAGAUUCCAAAAUCUGCCUGUUCCAGCCUUCGAUAUUUCAACAAUAGAGCAUCCACUUCAGCAGGGGUAGAGAAUUCCAAAGAUUCACGACCCUCUGAAAAGAUAUCUCUCUAUCACACUCCAAAAUUAUUGACUGCAUAUGUUAAUGGCAUGUGUAGUAGCAGCGAAAUCUCAGAAAUAGUGAUACUUAGCAAACGCUUAAAAAUGAAAAAAGAAAUGAGGAGAAAAGAAAACUUUAAAAAUCCACUUUAUGUUGCAUAUGCAUUUAAUCAGAGGUGAGUAUAUGCAGUCAGAACUUACCAUCAGAUGGUUGGUGUCAGAACUUUCUAAAUGAUUUGUUUCUUCACUUCGGGCUGCACCUCCAUGUUUUAGACAUCCAGCUAGGGAGAAAUAACUUGCAUAUCUCACGCUGCAUUCCCACACAGCUUUAUAUCAGCAGCAGUUAUGUUACUCUGACAGUUUUUGUACAGAUCCCAUCCUUAAACCCAAGUGUCUCCAGUAUUCAAUCACAGACCUAUAUUGCUCCCAGUUGAGGAAAGGUUUAAAAUUUUCAUCCUUCUUCUGGCUUCAUUCUUCAUCUUUGUAACCUCCUCCAGUCCUGCAUGCGAUUUCUUUAAUUCUCCAGUUUCUAAUUGUCUUUAAACCUCAGACUUUCAUUCUUGAUUAGAUAUAGACUGUAGGGAAAUAGAUGGUGACAUCUUGCAAAAUGUCCAGAUUACA